CCUGUUUCUGACUCAGUGACAUUGCAGGUAAACAAAGUGCGACUUCAAAUUACACACAAGAUAAGAUGUCGAAGCCAUCAAAAUCGGGUCCCCCAAGCGAGAGAAGCGCUCCCGCUUACGAUUAUCGCAACUCCAGCGAAGCCAUGGCCAUGCGAGCUCCACCGCCUACGUAUGAAGAAAGCCAGCAAAACGGCGGUACCGGUACUGGGGCCUAUGAACCUCCACAAGCAGGAGCUGCUCCGCCCAGCCAGAAUCAGUAUUACGGCAUGAUUAGCCACCAGCAACAGCAGAUACCCUUCGGCGGGCAGCCAAACUACGGUAUGCAUCAUGGCACUGGCUUCGGAUUCGCUGGCCCAAGUACGUCGGCUGGAGCAGCUGCCGCACAGGUGCUCCAUUUGGACUCACGCGCCGAGGUGAGGACAAAUUCCAACGGAAAAGUGGUCAUCCCGCCUCCUCCGCCGGGAUGUCUGCCCACACCGGCUCAGUGGGCGGCCAUGCAGGGUCAGCCUGUGGUUCUCAAGCAAAAAAAGCGUUCCUUUUUCUAGACUAUAGAAGGCACACCAUUUACUCGAAUAUAAUCAUGUUGUACCCUUUGAUGUUAUAAAAUAAACGAUGCGAUCCGUUUCGUUUCGUCCUCGCGUA
This is a messenger RNA of Drosophila santomea, 642 nucleotides long. Its product is annotated as DAZ-associated protein 2. The coding region runs from base 66 to 545 and encodes 159 amino acids. The record is from RefSeq and is a predicted model, not a curated record. The transcript has 2 exons. Lineage: Eukaryota; Metazoa; Arthropoda; Insecta; Diptera; Drosophilidae.